AUGUCGUCUGACACCCCAGUAAUUUCCGCACCGCUCACCAUCGUCCCUACGACGAGCAGCACCACGUCGCUCACCGACACGACGACGCCGAUUACCCUAACGACGAGCACGAGUCCGGAGAUCUCGUCCGUCACGCACGUGAGACUCCCGGGUUUUUGGCACAACUCCCCGACCCAAUGGUUCACGCACGCUGACGCCAUGUUUGCGAACAAACGGAUUUGUUCGGACUUGACGCGCGUGAACCACGUGCUGGAGGCAUUGGACGAGGAAGGCGUGCGGACAAUCUCGGAUUUGUUGGGGCCCGACGCAACGUACGACUCCAUACAGCAACGACUGAUCACUGCGUACGGCGUCCCACAGGCCACGCGUUUCCAGCGAAUGAUCCAGCCGGGCGGCAUGGGCGACCGUACCCCAUCACGCCUGUUACGGGACAUGCGGGAUGUUUACCCCGACGGGAUGUCGGAUAAUUCUCUGGUUGCGUUUUGGUUGAGCAAGCUUCCACCACCCGUCCGCACCGUCAUCGCCGGUCUCACCGGUUCCGGAGACUUUUUGGCCGAACGCGCCGACCGCGUGUGGGAAGCAUGCCAGAACACGGAGAUAUCCGCCGUCUCCAGAAAUGACGACAACCACGGCUCACGCGAGCACAUAACGACACCUCAACGAUCCACGCCGACGAGCUCGUCAGAUCAGGACACACGUUUCCUCGCUCUCGAAAAAGCCGUCCACGCUCUUACCGCUCAGGUCACGGCUCUUGCGACGUCGCAAGCCGCCGCGCUGUCCCGCCCGACCAACGACCGUGCCUCGCGCCAGCAACGCGAUCGCUCCCGCUCGCUAUCGCAACCACCACAGAGCACCAUAACAGCGGGUUGGUGUUUCUACCACGAUAGAUACGGCGCAGACGCCCGAAAAUGCCGCGACCCAUGCACAUACGUGCCGGCCACACGGAAAAAUCCGUGA
This is a messenger RNA of Metopolophium dirhodum (rose-grain aphid), 957 nucleotides long. RefSeq lists its product as uncharacterized. The record is from RefSeq and is a predicted model, not a curated record. Bases 1 to 957 code for a protein of 318 amino acids. NCBI's taxonomy places the organism in Eukaryota, Metazoa, Arthropoda, Insecta, Hemiptera, Aphididae. The transcript has a single exon.